CACUUCUCCCUCAGUCGUGCACUGACGACCGACGUGGAUAUUCUCCUCCUCCUACCACCCGCUUCUUUACUCAACCCCACAACACAGUCGGAUUUCCCAACCUUGAAGCGCGACAAUGCAACCUCCAAAGAGCCUCGCCGAAUUCGUCCUCUUCCUCAUCGCCGUCGGCAUCGGCUGCUGGUUCGCCUUCGUCGGUUAUGUACUCAUACGUCUGUGGUACUACAAAGGCGCUUUGGGUCCUCAACCACGCCGCUACGUCAUUCUGCCUCCGUACCUGCGAGACAAGCUGCUUGUUGAGUCCAGCGAGGGUAGUACCAGCAGUUUAGACGAUGGACCAGAACCCGCCCACAAGAGGCGCAGUCACGGCCGAGAUGAUGUCGACGAUACCAGCAGCGACGGCGCUACAAGACUUCCCGUCAUUUCUGUAAACCGCUGGACCUGCACCGCAAUGGUGGAUCCCAAUGUCGACAUCGUUGACGUCAAGGACGAGACGCUGAAGCGCGAGCUGCUCGAAGAAAAGCGCAUAAGUCGUAUGCCGCAUUUUGUGCAGGACGACUGCGGCGACGGCCGCCUCUUCCCUGACAUCCCCGAGAUUGAUCCCACACUUUUCAGCAACGGAAAUGAGUACAAGCUUCCGCCCUUCCGUUCCGACCCACCCAAGAACUACAUGACCAUGGGGCUGCAAAAGCUGGACCCAUCUACCUGGCUCCUCGUCGACGAAACGUACACUUCCUUCUUCGCCGCGCGGUCUCACCUCCUCGCCACCAAGCGGCCCGAAGUCAUCUGCACUGUUUCCGGGCCGGAAGUUGAAGCUGCAUGUGAAGAGCUCUUGCGGGAGGUCGUUGGGUUUCUGACGGAGGCCUAUCCGGACAAGUUUGAUGUCGUGGAGAGGUCCAGGGGGGUCAAGGUGGUGAGAAAUCGGAUCGUGGGCGAGGAGUUUCGUUUGCAGAAGCCUUGGGAUAGGCACCCUUUAGAAGUGUGCGCGCGGUUGGCCAUGGAGGAUUUCAAUAUUCUGCAGAGAAGCAACUCUACGGGGGAGCAUCGACUAGUAGCAAGCGCCACCCUCUUCCCCGCUGGCUGGCGCCUCCGCGACCGAAUCGGAAAAUCCGUCACCGACUUACACGGGCCCGUACCUCUGUGGAAGGGUAAGCUAUCCGCACCCGUCGAGCACUACUUCACUCGCCUCACCAGGCCCACCUCCAACGACGGACAAUAUAACAGCAUGCAACGCCACACCUUCUUCAUCCAAAUCUCCCCGCACGCCGCAUCCUCGCAUCCGCUCUCACCCACCUUCCCCCACAGCACCCUCCUCUUCAUCCAAUCCGGCAAGGACUUCUUCCCAGGCACCAUGCGCAAUCUCUCCCCCUCCUGCAUUCUCGUCCGCCGCGAACGCCAGACGUUCCGUCGGCUGUCCCUGUCCAACACUGUGGUUUUCACCGUCAAGACUAACGUGGAGAGGCUGGUGGAUUUGGACGGGGAGCAGAGGCGGAAUCUGGCGAGGGAGAUUCGGGCGUGGCCGAGCGAGGUGGCGAGGUACAAGGGGAGGGAUUUGUGGGGGAGGGUUGUGUUGGGGUUCUGUGAGGAGGAGGGUGCGGACGGAGGGCGCAAGGGAGGAAUUGCGGAGCGAGGUGAACUGUUUGACGAAGUGUGCUUGUCAGAGGGGCGGAGGGUGUAG
Molecule: messenger RNA, 1675 nt
Organism: Westerdykella ornata
Lineage: Eukaryota; Fungi; Ascomycota; Dothideomycetes; Pleosporales; Sporormiaceae
Exons: 4
Coding region: 116-1675 (519 amino acids)
Source: RefSeq, a predicted model, not a curated record